CUGCUUGCUCUGUAUAUACCAGUGACACUCAACUAAGACCAAGCCAUUAGUCUUUUUGUUUCCCCCUUUGAUGUCGUGCCAAAGCCAAUGCCAUUUUCAUGACACGAACUAUUGAUGAUUGAUGUCUAUCUCUCAUUUCUUGCACCAAUGUUCUCAAACUAAGAAUCUUAAUUCCCUCAAGAAACUUCAUGCACACCUACUUAGAACAGGCUUACUAUUUCUCUCCCUUGGCCUCCACACCCAACUCAUUUUCACAUACAGUACGUGCGUUCCCAGAACCCACCUUCAAACUCUCACCAACUUCUUCACCUUCAUCAACCCAACAAACCCAUUAUCCUUUAAUGCUUUGAUAUCUGAUCUUCGUCGAAGAGGGUGGCCUUUUCUCGCUCUACAAACCUUUGCCUUCACCCACAUCAAUGGGGUUGAUAUAGACUCAUACGCUCUGUGUAGCACGUUAACGGCUUCCUCUGAUAUCAAAGCUGUUGAAUUUGGUAAACAGUUGCAUACCCGUGUGAUCAAAUCGGGUUGGUCAUCUAGUGUGUUUGUGGGGAGUGCCCUGAUUGAUUUUUACGCGAAAUUGUUGCUUAUCGGUGAUGCAGCGGAACUGUUCGAUGAAAUGCCUUUUAGAAACUCAGUAUGUGCAAAUGCACUUUUGUCAGGUUAUGCUGAGGCUGAAUUGUGGGGUGAGGGAUUUGAACUUAUUCGAAAGAUGCCAAUGUUGAACUUGAAUUAUGAUAACUUCACUUUAUCGGCUACUUUACGUGCAUGUGCUGGACUAUAUGCAAUCGAAUUGGGUGGACAGGUGCAUGCAAAAAUCAUUCGUAUGGUUCCCAAUGUGGGAGGUGAUGUCUUUUUGCAGAGUUCGUUGAUUGAAAUGUAUGGUAAGUGUGGGCUGGUACAGAAAGCUAAGCAGGUCUUUAGUAUGGCGGGGUUUGGACCGGAGGGAGAGAGGAAGAGGGAUGUUAUUCUGUGGACUUCAAUGCUCAGUGUAUACGGCAGAAAUGGGCAUUUUAAAGAAGUGGUUAGAUUGUACAAAGAAAUGCUGAUGGAGGGGAUCAAACCAGAUGGGGUGGCAUUUGUGACUGUCAUCUCUGCUUGUGGUCACACAGGCCAAGUGAAUCUCGGGAUCGAGUAUUUUGAAUCUAUGGUUUCUGAUUUUGGAUUGGAUCCAACUCCGGAGCACUAUAGUUGCCUAAUUGAUUUGCUCUGUCGAGCUGGUGAGUUGGAAAAGGCAUGGAAGGUGGUAAAUGAGAUGCCAUAUAGAGCAAAUGGUUGUUACACGGUUUCUAUGUGGGGAUCCCUGCUUAGCGCCUGCUACGAAUGUGGGAAUGUCGAUUUGGCUAAAUUGGCCGCUCAAAGGGCCCUGGAAUUGGAUCGUCAAAAUGAAGGGAUUUAUGUUUUGCUAUCGAACAUGUAUGCGAAAUACGGCAUGUGGAAUGAGAUUGAGCAAUUGAGGGAGGAGAUGAAAGAAAGAGGGCUGGAGAAAGAUGUUGGUUGUAGUCGGAUAGAGGUCGCGAGUUAAAUUGGUAUAGCUUGACCGACUUUGCUUAUGCAUAAGCAAUGCUAAUAUGCUAUAUCCUUGCUCAAUUCUAUUACCAACUCACCAAAUCCGUCAUUCAUCCUAAUCAUUUGUGCUCCACUGAAGUUGAUAAUGAACCAACAAUGGUUUUUCCUUUCCAAGAAUGAAGGAAGUGAAGGAAAUGGAAGAUUUCAAAUGCUGGAAUGAUGCCAUGAGCUGCUCUAGCAAAGAGAGCAUCACUCGAGUUCAAUCAGCAAAUAAUUGGUACGAUGGAUUCACAUUUUCCUUGCUUUAAAUCUGUUUUACUUCCAAUGUCUUUUGGAUUUGAUGUGCCUUAGCUCAUCAAGAAUAUAAAACACCUUGUUUAACGAGUUUGUAUAGUCUGAUUGGGCCUUAAAAGCUCUCAUUUCAAUCCGUUGACAUAAUUUCUCAUAUUACAAUAUUGGUGAUGAGUAUUCGGGGAUUAGUUUUA
Messenger RNA from Rhododendron vialii, 1991 nucleotides. RefSeq names its product pentatricopeptide repeat-containing protein At2g13600-like. The record is from RefSeq and is a predicted model, not a curated record. Bases 122 to 1522 code for a protein of 466 amino acids. Gene Ontology annotation, biological process: RNA modification. NCBI's taxonomy places the organism in Eukaryota, Viridiplantae, Streptophyta, Magnoliopsida, Ericales, Ericaceae. Gene Ontology annotation, molecular function: RNA binding; protein binding. The transcript is spliced from 2 exons.